UAUUUUACUAAGUUAAAUCAAAUCAUAACAAUCCUUUAUAAAUCAGUGUACAAUUGGAUAGAUUAGUCAUAUGAUCACACUUUUAUUUAAUAAAGAAAGCCAAAAAACCGUGUGGAGUGUGAGGCGUGAACCAUGAAGUUUCUUUUGUCGGCUUCCCUCUCCUGUGAGUGGGGCCAGAGAGUCUAUAAUCCACGAGGAACCUUCCUAAACAUGAGGUGGUCUUGGGUCUACCUAUCUCAGGAGCUCCAGGACUUUCUAUUUCAUUAACUCCAUAUAUAAAGAUCCAGACUUUGUUUGACAUGGAGCAUGUUCCACCUUCUCCUUUUCUCUCCUUUUCUCUAGUUUCUUUCUUUCUAUAAUUUCUAUUUCACAACCCAGCGAUUUGUCUCUUUUGCUUCUCCAAGCCAAUGGCAGAAACUUCUCAUUCUGUGACUAGGGCUGCUGCAACACUUAGUAGUAUGGGUGCUGCCCAACAUUCCAACAUGGAUUUCUGGUACGAUGUCUAUACUAAAAAUCAAGAAGAUUCAGUAGUAGGGCCUUCGAGGCUGGAUUACGAAUGGGGCUAUGUUUUUGGCAACUCAUCGCCUAAGACAAAGAAGAGGAAGAAGGAUGUGGGCAGCACCAGUACCGCAUGUAGUAACAGUGAUCUUUCAGAGGCUCUGUCUGCAAUUUCUGCACAUCUGAGUCUAUCUUCGUCUGGAUCAUCAUCUAGAGAAGGAGAUCAGUAUCAAGAUACUGAUAAGGAUGUUGCUGGAUUCAUGAAGAAUCAUGCUGGAAUUCCUCAAGAUGAGACACUGGAUAAUUCAAUGGAAAACUGUUCAAGUUUUGACACUCAUUCAAUGUCAUCAGAGAGUGAUGAAGAUGAUGAACUAUCAUCUAAUAGCAAUGAAGAUGAGAUGCAAGCUGAAGGAACUCAGAAAGAUCAUUUUCAAGUACCAGAACUUGGAACGGCAUUCUCUUCUGAAGGCGAGGCUUAUGAAUUUUACAGUAGAUAUGCUAAAGGAAUUGGCUUCAUUGUAAGAAAAGGAAAGGUGCGACGAUCAUCCAAUGGAGACAUUCGAGAACGGUUCUUUUUUUGUUCGAGAGAAGGGUUUCGGUCAAAGAAGCAAGCAAAUAAGCUAACCAAGUUCAAGAGAAAAGAAACUAGAACAGGCUGCAGAGCCAGGAUGAGGUGUACAGUUGAAAAUGGAAAAUGGGUAAUCUCCCAAUUUUCUCAGAAGCACAAUCAUCAACUAUAUGGUUUCACUAAAACCUCUGAGCCCAACUUGGCCUCUAGAGAUGAAGCUACAGUGGCAAAAGAUGCUGGGGCAGUGAAAUAUUUUGAGUUUGCCAAGAUGGAUUUCAUGGCGUCUGAACGGGUUUCCACGGAGGAAUCAGAUAGGGGGUUUGAUAUCAACCGGCUACCAGUGGAGGAGGCAGAAGAAGGGGCGGCGCUGUCAUCUCCCAACAGCGGUAUGUCAUCAUUUCGGAUGGAUUUUGGGAUUAGGAGCAGCGGAGGUGGUAGAUGCAAUAAAAGAGAUACGGAGGCUUUGAAGAAACUCAGACUUUCUAAAGAGCAAUCAGCUUUCCUGGAAGAAAGCUUCAAAGAACACAGUACCGUCAAUCCUAAACAAAGGCUUGCUUUAGCAAGGCAAUUUAAUCUUCGUUAUGACCAAGUGGAAUUGUGGUUUGGGAACAGAAGAGCUAGCACAAAGUUGAAGCAGGCAGAGGUGGACUCUGAGUUUUUAAAGAGAUGCUGCCAAACACUGACAGAAGAGAACAGAAGGCUGCAGAAGGAAUUGCAAGAAUUAAGAGCACUGAAAGCUUUUCACCUACCCGAUUUUUAAGCAUAUAGAGAAAGAGGGCGAGAAGCAAGAGAAAGGGGGGCAUUAGGAUUGGUGAAAAUUGGUCAGGGUCUUUAGAUUGGGUGGCUCUAUGGUUAUCUUGGACUGAAAAUGUAAUGGGCCAAUCCUCUAUUUUGCCGAUCUCGAUCGUGGCUCAUGGUGGCUCACAGUGGUUUCUAGUGACUUCUUGUUUACUGACGAGGUUUAUCACAGGCUUCUUUCUGGGUUUGUAUAUGGUUAGUUGCAUGGUUUGGGUUUUUCAUAAAAUAUUUUGCUGAGGUUGAGUCUGGUGAUGAUGGCUUUGUUGAUUGCAUUUCUGGUCUGGUUGGUGGUUUUCCGAUGUGGUUGAGGGCAGUAGAUGGCCUAGAUGCUGAGCGUUGUUGUGCAGUGGGGUGAGUCUGGUCGAUUGGCACUGUUUGCAUGCGGUUGGCAAAGCUUAGGUUAUUUGAACAGUUUGAUCUCGAUUGUUUGUGCUUUGGGUUGUAUCAGUUUGAUUUGGUUAGUUGGAUUGUCCAUCUGAGUUAGGCCGAGUUUUAGCUUGGUAUAUUGCUCUGUUGUAGUUAAUUCUUAGCUCCAUAGGCCUUGAAAAAUGCAAUGGGUCUCGCAUAGGUCAGAGAAAAAAAAAACUUCCCUACCUUUUUACUUGCAACUUCCAGACACUACUCUCACCAUGUGCCCUCCUGAAGUAAGUGGCGAUUACUGCAACCGCCUCCGCCUCCGCCUCUGCUAGCGCCACUACUAAUAAUACUACUACCACCACCAUCACCAGCAGCAACAACAACAGUAAACACCCAGCGGCUAUCAAGGCCGCCACUACUACCAUCCUUUUAACUACCACCACUAGCAACAAAAAUUCUACAUCACCAUCACUGGUUAAUAAGCCUAGGUUAUAUCCCUUCACUGCCCAAGUUCACAUGUCCCAAGCUGAAGCUGAUUCUGAAGCUCACCAAGCUGCUUCAUGACACAUGGCCAAGGUGAAAUUAGUGACUAUAAAGGAAUGGGAAAAAAAGAUGGAACACAGAGAAGCACAACUCCAUAUUCAUAUGUAACUAUUUGGGAGUUACAUGGGCUCAAACUUGAAGGAAUUCUUUGUAAAACAUUCUAUUGAAGAGUGUCUGUUGACUGGUGAUGAGGAAUUGCAUUAGAAGAGAUUUUGCUAGAAAGAUCUCAAUUUUAUGGAACUAUAACUGAAUAUAGUUUGAAGAUUUAUUUAA
This is a messenger RNA of Manihot esculenta (cassava), 3037 nucleotides long. Its product is annotated as homeobox protein engrailed-like SMOX-2. The transcript is spliced from 6 exons. Gene Ontology annotation, cellular component: nucleus. The coding region runs from base 408 to 1826 and encodes 472 amino acids. The record is from RefSeq and is a predicted model, not a curated record. Gene Ontology annotation, molecular function: sequence-specific DNA binding. Gene Ontology annotation, biological process: regulation of DNA-templated transcription. NCBI's taxonomy places the organism in Eukaryota, Viridiplantae, Streptophyta, Magnoliopsida, Malpighiales, Euphorbiaceae.